This is a messenger RNA of Funneliformis caledonium, 547 nucleotides long. The record is from the annotation of a GenBank genome assembly. Lineage: Eukaryota; Fungi; Glomeromycota; Glomeromycetes; Glomerales; Glomeraceae.
GGCAUCAUAUAUUCGCAAAAUAAAAGAUUCUAUUUAUAUCUUUUUAAAUUUAUUUUCUCAAAAGCUCAAAAAGUCUGCUAGUCCUGAGAAAGUCAGACAUUGGAAAGAGUCAGAAAAGGUUAAACAAGCAAGGAAUAAUCUCUUAAAUAGAAUGGAUAAGGAUAACUCAAAUUCACCACAUAUUAUUGAAGCUAUUUUACAAAAAACAUUUAAUAAAGAAGAACUUCAAAAUAGUAAUAACAUUAUAUUCGGAGUUACAGUUAUCUUGAUGUUUUUAGAUCCAACGUAUGACCAAGCUGAAAUUUCGUCCUCAAAGGUAUAUGAGCGUAUGAACAAAUGGGAAUCUGAUCCAAUUGUGCAAAAAUGGCUUGAAUACGAAGAAAAUACAAAAGAUAAUAUGAUGAAACGUAAUGGUAUUACAGAAAAUUAUAAUAAUGAAUUAUUUUAUGAAGAAUUUAUAGAUCAAGAGGAUAAUGUAGAAGAUAAUAUUAGUGUUAAUAGUGAAGAUAGAAAGGAAAAUACAGAAAAUACAGAUACUAAGAAAUAG